This is a messenger RNA of Lotus japonicus, 2621 nucleotides long. RefSeq lists its product as uncharacterized. The transcript has a single exon. The record is from RefSeq and is a predicted model, not a curated record. NCBI's taxonomy places the organism in Eukaryota, Viridiplantae, Streptophyta, Magnoliopsida, Fabales, Fabaceae. Gene Ontology annotation, biological process: lipid biosynthetic process. The coding region runs from base 339 to 2234 and encodes 631 amino acids.
AUAUAAUAGUCCUUAAAACUUAACGUCGUUUUCAAAUCAUAUAUAGUUAUGUGCAGAAGUUUUUCUUACCACAAUUGCAUAUAUUAAGAAUCAAUGGAGGAAGGGUGAUGGAGUAUAGUAAACUCAGACAUCAACUAACUGACAGUUUUUGCCAUUGUGGCUCAAGGUCACUAGGAUAUUCUCAUGGAAUGUCCGUUUAUUCCUUUCUAUUGUCAUUGUAAUCUUCACUUUGUGUUUGGAUCUGACACUACAUGCAACUACAUACAUCCUAAAUAAUCUAACUAUAAUAGGGUAACUGAUGUAGUGUUUUGGAUCACACACUAGAUUUUGCAAGUAAAAUGAAAAUGCAGCUCGAGUACGAGAAUUAUGAUCCUUCAUUCCCUGACCAACCUGUGGUUGACUUAUACCUCCCUAUGUGGGCCAAAUUACCAGCCUUCAAAACUAAACCAGCCUUCAUAUGGGUUGAAGAGAUGAACACAACCACCACCACCUCCUCUCCCCUGUUUCUCACAUAUCAACAACUCAAUGCCUCAGUCAAUGCCAUCUCCUCUCACCUCCUUAUUCCACUGCAAAGAGGUGACACUGUCUUGCUUCUUUGUUCUCCAGGGCUUGACCUAGUUGAACUCAUAUUUGGUUGUCAAAGAGCUGGUCUUUUGAGUGUCCCAAUGAUCCCUCCUCACCCUUCUUUUGCCAAACAAAACCACCACCACCUUGUAAGAGUGAUUUCACAGACAAAGCCCAAAGCUGCCAUAGCUCACCCUGAUUACAUCAAAAGCAUUCAACACUACAUUACUUGUUCCCCCAACAACAAUAAGUUUGCUCACAUGCUACAGAGUAUCCUCUGGAUUUCCAUAGAUGAUCUCAAAAAUGGUAACUUCAACAGUGAUUCCAUGAUUUCAUACAAUGGUUGCAAAUCAGAUGAGGUUUAUCUGGUUCAGUACACCUCGGGUGCCACUGGGAUUCCUAAGCCAGUUCUUGUCACAGCUGGUUCAGCUGCUCAUAAUGUUAGAACUGCAAGAAAAGCUUAUGAUCUUCAUCCAAACAGCACCAUUGUUUCAUGGUUACCUCAAUACCAUGAUUGUGGCCUCAUGUUUCUGUUGCUAACCAUUGUUUCUGGUGCAACGUGUGUUCUCACGUCCCCUUCUGCAUUCAUCAAACGCCCAAGGCUCUGGCUUGAGUUGAUGUCAGAAUUCAGAGCCACAUGCACCCCUGUUCCAUCAUUCACCUUGCCACUUGUGGUCAAGCGUGGAGGGAUCAACAAAGGAACUACCCCCAUAAAUCUAUCAACCAUGAAGAACUUAAUAAUCAUCAACGAACCAAUUUACAGAGAUUCAGUCGAAGAAUUUGUUCACACCUUUUCACCAUUUGGGUUAAGCCCCUCCUCUAUUUCUCCUUCUUACGGGUUAGCAGAGAAUUGCACCUUUGUUUCCACCUCAUGGAGGAGUGAAACCAGUGACAAUUUUUCCACCUUUCCAGAUUUUCCAACCCACAACAUGCUCUUACCAGUUGCAAGGCUCUGUUCUGAAAACGAGGAACAUGGAGAAGAAGACGUGGAAAUCAUGGUUGUGAAUGAAGAAACUCUUGAGCCAGUUGAGGAUGGUGUUGAAGGAGAGAUUUGGGUUUCUUCUCCAAGCAAUGCCUCUGGCUACCUUGGCCACCCUUCUUUAACAAGGGAAAUUUUCCAUGCCAGGUUAAGAAACAUGGUUAGAAAGUGCUUUCUCAGAACAGGGGACAGAGGCAUUGUCAGAGGAAAACAGAGGUAUCUGUUUGUCACUGGUCGCUGUCAUGAUUUGAUCUUGCUCCAAGAUGGUCGAAGAAUCCAUCCACAUUACAUUGAAACUGCUGCUUACAACAGUUGCAGGAAGCUACUAAGAGGUGGUUGUGUUGCAGCAUUCAAAGCUUCAACCAGUGUUGUUGUAAUUGUGGCAGAGAUGCAGAGGAUUGGAGAAAACGUGGAGACAGGGGUGUUGAGGAGCAUUUGUGAAGGGAUUAGAGAUGGUGUUUGGAAGAAGGAGAGGGUGGAGGUUGUGAGGGUGGUUUUGGUGAAGAGUGAAUGCGUUCCCAAAACCACUUCUGGGAAGUUGCAGAGAUGGGAAGCGAAGGAGAAGCUUCUUGCAGGGAAGAUGAUUGUUCUGAUGGAGAUGCGAUUUGGCAAAGAUGCCAUGAGAAGAACACAAGAAGAUGUGAGAAAAGUGGGUGUAGAAACUCGCACCUCGUUGAUCUCACAUUUAUGAGGACACACGAGUGAAUACCUAAAAACUGUUGAUUCCUCUAUCAGCAGAUUUUCACUUCUGUAUCAUAAAUUAUUAUAAUAAAGAAGAUUACUGAAUGUGUUUAAGAAGGGGUUAUCUAUUGGUUGAUUUAACAUCGUCUAUGCACAUCCACAAUCAUCAACCAUUAGACCUAUCCGCUCGAGGUCGUGGGCAGGUCUUUUCCAACGAAUCUUUCUCCAAGUUUUAAAUCAAAUCAUCAACUAUAUGUUUGAUGAGUUCAACUAUCUAACAAUUGUGUUUGAACUUGUUGGUGAACCUUAUUAGAUUAUUAUUGUACCAAUAAAAUUAUUUGUAUAAGCCAAGUAAAAGUGUGCAACCUUCUUGACCCACUUAUUUUAGUCCACCCAG